AUGGCGACCACCAUAGACAACAGCAAUGCCGCACAGGGCUCUAAGAAGAAGCACCUGGGGAUCCCCGAGGCCGUGUUUGUGGAGGAUGUGGACUCCUACAUGAAGCAGCCGGGGAACGAGAGCGCAGACGCAGCACUCCGCAAACUGGACGAACAAUACCAGAAAUACAAAUACAUGGAGCUCAACCUGUCGCAGAAGAAACUCCGGUUGAAAAGUCAGAUUCCUCAAAUCAAACAGACGUUAGAAAUCCUUCGACACAUGCAGAAGAAAAAGGAGAGCACGGACCCCAUGGAGACGCACUUCCUUUUGGCCGAUAACGUUUACUGCAAAGCCUCCGUCCCUCCCACCGAUAAAGUCUGCUUAUGGUUAGGGGCUAACGUGAUGCUGGAGUACGACAUUGAUGAGGCCCAGGCGCUGCUGGAGAAGAACCUGUCCACAGCCUCCAGGAACCUGGAGACUCUGGAGGACGACCUGGACUUCCUCCGAGACCAGUUCACCACCACCGAAGUCAACAUGGCUCGCGUUUACAACUGGGACGUGAAGAGGCGGAGCAAAGAGAACCUCCUCAAGUCGCAGGAAAAGUCUUAA
Knipowitschia caucasica is the source of this 588-nucleotide messenger RNA. The record is from the annotation of a GenBank genome assembly. NCBI's taxonomy places the organism in Eukaryota, Metazoa, Chordata, Actinopteri, Gobiiformes, Gobiidae.